GUGACUGGGGAAAAUCCAUUGCCGUAACCACGGCCAUCUCUCUGAGUGUCGAUUCUCCUUCUUUUCCAUGUGAGGUGUCAUUUUAGAAAACUGCUCUUUGCUGGCUCUUCAUUUAUUUAUUUAUUUUGAAACUCCGAACUGGGAGAUCACUUUCGUUUCUGCUGGCUGCUGGAGCUGUUUCUUCCAAAUCACAAGGAAGCACCGAAAGGGGAGGAGGAUGCACUAAAUUUGGCAUAAAGAGGAGACUCUUUCUCUUAAAGAGGCAGCCAGAAUUUCUAUGUCUCUCGGCUUUCAACCGACAUGGGUGGAUUGCUAACAUGCCGUCAGUUUUUCACACGCAUGGAGAGUCUAAAGGACCACAGUUUCUGGGACUUGUGUAGGACACGGGUGAGACACCACUUUUUGCUCAUCCUUGUCACUGUCAUCAUGCUUAUUUUAUAUAUCAUUCACUAUUCACCAGAGCUAGUCAGGAAGUGCCCUAAAGACCAUGCCAAGUUGCUUCACAACAUCUCCCAACUGGAGGCUGAAAAAUUGACUCUGAAGGAACAACUGAUCAAGAUGGAAAAGAAGAUGCAGAAGCUCAGGAAUGUUAUGAACCAGACUCAAGAAAAGUCGUUGAAACUUUUGGAAAAGAAGCAAGAAGAAAGGGAUGUCCUGAGCAAGGAAUUGUCGGUUUGCAACCAAUCUCUUGUACUAACCAGACAGCAGAGAGAUUCCUGGCAGAAACAGCUGAACACGUUGGAAGAAAAACUCAAGUCUCCAGGUAGUAAAACUAAAGAAUAUGAAGGUAAAAUAGCAGAGCAUCAGCAGCAGAUAGAACAAGGACAUGUCAAUGUUAGACAUGAAAGAAAGGAGAUUCAGGAUCUGGAGGAUCAGCUUACGAAACAUAAACCUGUUGAGCACUCCAAGGGAGGCCUUCUCUUGGGGCCUUCUAUGGUCCUUCUCCCACUUCUCCUUGCUGCCCUCCUCUUCUAGUCUAUUUUGGUCACUGCCAAGUUUGGGUGGUGCGCAAGUGUCAAGUCUCACCCUACUUCAUCUGCAUAACCAUACUCCUCCUUCUGCAUGUGGGUUUUGGAGACAUCUGAGCUGCGCCCUGUUAGGACAGGAACCUGAUUCUGAUGCCAGACUUGGACAUUUAUCUACUUUGAUAACUGAAAUUUUGGCCACAGCAGUGGAUUUGCUAGAGCUUGUAUUACAUUGCACUGUUACACAGAACUUGGCAAAUAAAGUUCAGUUUUGAUUAUGUUAAUAAUAACCUCUACCUGAUGAAUGUCAAAUUGGGAACAACUUUCUUUGCUUUCUGAGGGUUUGGUGGCUUCUUGUGUUAAUGUUCAGAAGACCAAGAUGCUUCGAUCAUGCAGGAGGUCUCAGUUUCAACCUCUGCUAACUCUAGUCAUGAUGGGAAGAAAAGCAACACCCACAUAAAUACAUAUAAACACAUGCCUGAAAAUGUAGAAA
Molecule: messenger RNA, 1458 nt
Organism: Ahaetulla prasina
Lineage: Eukaryota; Metazoa; Chordata; Lepidosauria; Squamata; Colubridae
Exons: 4
Coding region: 301-975 (224 amino acids)
Source: RefSeq, a predicted model, not a curated record